UCUCUCUCUCUCUCUCUCUCUUACCUUGUUUCCCAAGUUUGUUUCUUGUUUCUUUAGUAAUCUUUUUCUGAUUCAGUGAACUCUAACAUCACUCUAGAGUAAUGGCGAAGGUCAUGUUCAUCUUAGCUUCUGUGCUUAUUUUUGUAGUUGCUUUCUCUCAUGCAGUUAACUCUGUUGAGGGAAGGCAUUUAAAGAUUGGGAAGACAAAGGUGUCUAACAAGAAACCUAUAACUCCCACAGAGAAGACUGAAACUGCAUCAAGAAAACUUGGUGAAAAUACCAGUACCUUUCGUGGUGACCAUGCAAGUAAAACAAUGGCACACGUAGCAAACGAGUUUAAGGCAGCAGCCCUUGUUGAUAUCAAACACAAUGAAACUACAAAUCCUGGAGUUCCAUUAGACGAUUCACGAUCACCUCCACCAGGUCAUAUUGAAGACUUCCGGCCAACGGCCCCUGGUCACAGUCCAGGAAUCGGGCAUUCCGUUCACAACUAGUGGACUUUUAUUAGUUAUUAGAGUUUCUCAAUAUGAAGUCUUCCCAUGAGUCCGGAUCCCCUCCCCCGUAGGUAACUACUUCCCCUUGUUUAGUUUCUUCGUAACCAGUAGGUUAUUCUAUGUACGUCUUCACUGUAAUACAAUGCAAUUUGAUUCAGAGUCCCUG
This is a messenger RNA of Macadamia integrifolia, 660 nucleotides long. Its product is annotated as precursor of CEP9-like. Gene Ontology annotation, cellular component: extracellular region. Gene Ontology annotation, molecular function: hormone activity. Bases 102 to 494 code for a protein of 130 amino acids. Gene Ontology annotation, biological process: root development; regulation of root development; regulation of leaf morphogenesis. NCBI's taxonomy places the organism in Eukaryota, Viridiplantae, Streptophyta, Magnoliopsida, Proteales, Proteaceae. The transcript has a single exon. The record is from RefSeq and is a predicted model, not a curated record.